Messenger RNA from Gavialis gangeticus (Gharial), 5847 nucleotides. It is a transcript of the gene ZNF512B, whose product is annotated as zinc finger protein 512B. NCBI's taxonomy places the organism in Eukaryota, Metazoa, Chordata, Crocodylia, Gavialidae. The transcript has 16 exons. The coding region runs from base 857 to 3145 and encodes 762 amino acids. The record is from RefSeq and is a predicted model, not a curated record. Gene Ontology annotation, molecular function: zinc ion binding.
ACAUGCCACCUUCCAUCACCAGGGAUUCAGCCCACUUAGCAAGUGUUACACACAAGACAAGACUGCUCAACCAUAGUAAAAGCAAGAGGAGCUUCUAGAGCUCAUCGCUCCGGUGUGUCAUUGCUUUUGUGCUUGCCAUGCAGAUAGCAACCCACGUCCUUACACUUAUGCCAUUUGUGAUCACCGAGUGUCCCUCCCACCGUUCGUUUCAUCAGUGUUUCUGCAGCGUGUUUGCAAGUGCUCAGAACUGACUCGGACCAGAACCGCAACAACCGGCCGUUCCAAGAACGAAUCUGGCCGCCGUUGGACUCAAUGGCAGUUUGGGAGCGAAAUUGGGCCCUUCUGGAUUGUUUCUGAUGCUCAUUAUUUGUCAGGGAACCAAAGUGAAUUAUUAAUAUGGAGAACUGAGAUAGCGUUAACAACUCUCGGUUUAUAACAGUUCCCCAUUACUAGUGAAAAUUGCAAAUUUAUCACUCGAUCUGUUCAUUAAAACUCACUUUUUUCCCCCUUUUUUGGUUUCUUUUAAUGAAAGCGGAGAAAUAAGAGAAUGGGAAAAGCCAUUUGGUUGUUAUUUCUUCAGAUGAAUCCAGCCUGUUGUUUUUAAUGAAGUCUUUACUCUUGUACAUAUAAGCAUGAGGGUCUUAUCACGAAAGUGGCAUCUCAGCCAUGUCUGUAGCAGCACUCAGCCAUGUAACAAAUACUUAGCAAUACUUCUUGCUUCCUUCAAGGAGAAUGCUUAGUCCUGUUUAAUGGUUUCUGUUUUUUUUUGCCUACUACCCUAGAAGCCCUUCUCGAUUUCAGCAGACGCUUUCUCUGCUGCACGCGUCUUAUCGCGUGUUCUCUGCUUGCUACAGAGAUGGCAGAUUCCUAUUCGUACAAAGGCGGAAAGAAGUCUAGCAAAACCAGCGCCAGCAAAGACAGCAGCAGGACAGAGAUGAGGAUCAAUCCGAGCAACGAGCUCUCCAAGCUGGGAAACGCAACCAGCGACAAGACAGAAGGCAGGAAGAAAGGGCGGCCCAAGGCAGAGAACCAGGCGCUCAAAGACAUCCCACUGACCCUGAUGAACCAGUGGAAGGAUGAGUUCAAGGCCCACUCCAGGGUGAAGUGCCCCAAUUCAGGCUGCUGGCUGGAGUUCCCCAGCAUCUAUGGCCUCAAGUACCACUACCAGCGCUGCCAAGGGGUAAGAAGGACAGAGGGCGCCAUCUCGGAGAAGCUGACCUACUCUUGCCCCUACUGUGAAGCUGCCUUCACAUCCAAAACCCAGCUGGAGAAGCACCGGCUAUGGAACCACUUGGAUCGGCCGGUCCCGGCCUGCAAAGCCGAAAACAAAGUGCAGAAGUCUCUCAGCAAGAGCAGUGGCAAAAAAAGACCUGCUGAGAGCUCAGAUUCCCCAACCAUCCAUCCCAAACAGGCAAAGAUGGAGAAGGUGGCUGCCCGGGAGCCCCCUGAAAACGGCGAGUGCUUGGUGGCGGGCCGUGGGAGCAAGGAGUUCCAGAUCGCGGCGGCAGAGGCGGUGGCUGCAGCCACCCCGACGGGCAAGUCUUCGAGCUGCAAGGACCCCAAGCAGCAGGGAGGUCAGGCAGCCCUCCAGGAGGAGGACCCCGAGAGGAUGAAGCACAGAAGGAAACAGAAAACCCCUAAGAAAUUUACCGGGGAGCAACCGUCCAUCUCAGGGACGUUUGGACUGAAAGCUUCUCUCCAGUCCCGCUGUUGUAAACCGGGCACCGCUCCAGGUUCAUCCUCCUGUGUUUUAAAAGCGCCCUCUCCCUCUUCAGGCCUCAUAAAAGCCGAGGACAAAGCAAAAGCACAUCGAGCCAAGAAGCUGGAGGGGAGCAGCAACAUGGAUGAGCUGAAAAAGAAACCUCCAGGAGGCGGGAAAAAGGAGGCAGCUCCGCACUUUCCAACAGUAAGCCCCGAGGAGCAGUGGCAGCGGGAGAUCAAUGAGAAGGGAGAAGUUGCCUGCCCCACCUGUGGCAUCAUAACCAGGAAAACCAUUGUGGGCCUCAAAAAGCACAUGGACGUCUGUCAGAAACUGCAGGAUGCCUUGAAAUGUCAGCACUGCAAGAAGCAGUUCAAGUCCAAAGCUGGCCUGAAUUACCACACCAUGGCAGAGCACAGCAACAAGCCUCUUCCCGUGGAAAUCGCUGGACUGGGUGAACAGGAAGAGCGGGAAAGGCUGAGGAAAGUGCUAAAGCAGAUGGGGAAACUGAAAUGCCCCAAUGAGGGCUGCACGGCCAACUUCUCCAGCCUGAUGGGCUACCAGUACCACCAGAAGCGCUGCGGGAAGCAGCCCGCCGAAGUAGAGAAGCCCGUGUUCACCUGCCCUCACUGCGGGAAGAAGUAUAAAUCAAAGGCUGGCCACGACUACCACCUCCGGUCAGAGCACCCGUCUUCGCCCCCUGAGGAGCCAGCGGUGAAACCCGAGACCAACCCAGUAGAAGAUUUUGAGAGGACUCCGAGCGGUAGGAUCCGGCGCACGUCGGCCCAGGUGGCCGUCUUCCACCUCCAGGAGAUAGCCGAAGAUGAGCUGGCAAAGGACUGGACCAAGCGGAGGAUGAAGGACGACCUGGUGCCUGAGACGAAGCGACUCAAUUACACCCGGCCAGGACUUCCCAAGUUAAAUCCAAGACUGCUGGAGACCUGGAAAAAUGAAGUGAAGGAGAAAGGACACAUCAACUGUCCCAAUGAUUGCUGUGAAGCCAUCUACUCCAGCGUCUCCGGCCUCAAGGCUCACCUGGCUAACUGCAACAAGGGAGACCACUCCAUGGGGAAGUACCGCUGCCUGCUGUGCCAGAAGGAGUUCAGCUCGGAGAGCGGAGUCAAGUACCAUAUCAUCAAGACUCACUCAGAGAACUGGUUCCGCACCUCUGCAGAUGCUUCCCGGAAAAAGAAGAGCAGGGAACAGAUUUCUUCCAGCAACGAGGAGAAAAAGGAAAGCACAAACGGGAAGAAAAGAGGCAGAAAACCCAAGGAAAGGCCCCCAGAACCAUCCACCAAGGGCAAAGAGAGCACGGUGGCAAAGACUAAUCACAAGAAACCCCCAGAGCCUUGGGAGAGCUCCAACUGCCGGCUUGGCAUGGAGGAGAGGGGCCCCAAGCUGCCUGGCAGCCGGAAAGCAGGAGCCAGCAAGAUGCCCGAAAAAUAAGAGGUUCCCGGACUGUCUCCGAGGAUUCGUUUACAACCCAGGGUAACGAGGCGGGGGCUGUGCCGGGUUUCUGUCCCCCUUCCCCCCCCCACGCCUCCCUUUUUAAGAGAAAAAGAGGAAAACCACUUUAAGGAAAGUCACGGACCUUGUUUCACACUGGAAAAGAGAGAGGAAAGAGACUGCAAUUUUCUACCCAGCCUCUCCCCAUUUCCACGACCCCCCACCCCUACACUUGUGCACGCACACACGGGCUCCCGGCUUCCCUGCUCAUACGUCUCUUCCCCUCCCCACACAGCGGGGAUCCUUGCUGCCCCUUCGCCCAUCACGUCUCCGGGCUCCGUGCACCGAACGGGUGAUACUUGAACGAAAGGCAAGUGCAAUAGCGCCGGGAUCCACGCCUGGCCUGGGACUGCCUUUCAGUUUGCCGUAGCGAGGCGGGAUCCCUCUGCGUUUCCUUUUUGUGUGGGAUGGGGAGUGGGGCAAUGUCUUGUCUGACUCGGUCCACCCUGCGCCCUCAGGACGCUGCAGCCUGUGGAUCCCUUGCGAUGAUCUAGUGGCUUUGGGGUUUCUGAAGACUCAGUGGCUGGCAAGGCUUAAACAAGGGCCCAGGUCAUGAGUUGCAGGGAUUGACAGGAGGCAUGCAAGGCAGAGCCCCUACGCUGCAACGCAACUGGAGGCUGGGUAGUAAUCCCAGGAAUGAGCUGUGUGUAGUGCCGAGGGUUUAUGAAUGGUCCACGAGACUGUUGCAUGGGCAUCCCGGGUGCAUUUCGGAAGAUAUGGUCCUGCCGAGCCAUGAACUGGUGCUGGGCUGGUUUCCUAGUCCCAUCUGCCUGCGGUAGUUUUCUGUUUGGUGCAUCAGGUAGGCAGGAUCAGGCCACAGGUAUCAGCAGAUAGGCACAGCCAUGGCUUGUCCACCACCCCACCCCCAGGAGCAACGAGAUGGCAGUCCAUCUGUCUGUCUGCUGCAGCCAGGGCUGUUCUCAUGCCCAGCAAGGCAGGAUACAGGCCUUUGUGGGCCUGGAUCUGAAAAGAGGGAGGCUGGUGUUAUCAGAGAGGCCAAACUCGCCCAUGUCCAGCAGCAGUCAGUGGGAGCUGUGGGUGCUCAGCACAGCUGGGAAUCAGGCCCACUGGACCAGUCAAGGGAAAGGGGGUUUGCACAGGAUGGUGGGUACGGAGGAGGGAGAGGGGAAGGCAAUCUAUUUUGUUCUUUUCUGGUCUUUUAACUGAAAACGGGGCAAUGCAGAAUGGAUGUGAGCUCCCUGGGGCUCAAGGGAAGGGGAAAGAAGCCCUCUGAAAUGCUGAGAAAUGCUUCGAGGUUGGGUUUUUAGGGUUUUGAUUGUUUUAAUACCCCUUUAGACAAAACUACUGUAUCAAAUUGAUACUGAACUUCAGCUACAAAUAGUUCUUUAGCAAUAGAGCCGAGCAGAUAUUGCAGAACGCAGGCGCAGAGGCCCUUGGGUUCGUGCUCUGCCUGCGCCCAGGCCGGCAGGCAGGAGCGUCGGCAGACAAACGCCGCGGGGCGCAGGCUUUCACACUUAUGCCGAGGAGGCUUUAAACUGAAAAUUGCUCCGAAGAGUGACUCUGGUGAGUCCCUGUUCAAUCAGAACAGCCAUCGGAGGCACCUGCCGUAGGCCAGGUAGGGUGAAAAAAAUGGGAGUAUCCAAUUCAUUUGAGAAAAGCGUUGUCUUUUGAGGUUAGAGAAAAAGGGCCAGCUGGUCUAAGGAGGCUUUCCAAGUGACUCGCCCUGCGCUCUGUUCGUUAGGCCCAUGAGAUCUCAGCAGCCCCAACGUUGGCACAGGGUUGGCUUCAAGUGACAAUCAUGGGUCAGGCUUUAUGGUUACGGCCCCAGUGAUGCCAAGCUGACGCUGCAGCUGGUUGAACACACACUGCACUUGGCCUCAUUGGGUGGACCAGGCCUGGGCCCAGGGGACAGGUCUCUGAUGCCCCAAAUGUCCUGUUGACCUCAGGUCAUCUUCACCCUCCCUCCCUGGCGAGGCGGGGAGGAUGCCUCUUUCCAUUGCAUUUUCCUUUGAAGACCUGCACUAACUUUGAAUCCAGAUUUCUCAGAGCCAGGACUGUCAGGACACCCAGUCUGGUCUGGAGGAAGAAUAAACCCCAGACCAAAGCCCAUCUGCUUGCAGACACAAACCAGGCUACCUCUGUCUGUGGACCAGAUGUGGCUCCUGCUGCAGCUGGCCCCCACAGCAGGUCUCAUGGAGCAGUUUUAUAACAUACUUUGCACUUGCUCAUGGGACAACAGCACCCUUCAUUCACCACAGGGCCUUGCACACCCUUCAUUCACCCCAGCCAGGGGGUUUGGCGGGUGAUAUUUCCCGGGAGGGGGGGGUAGGGAAUUCUGCUUAUUUAGCUAAUGAAAGCCUUGCGUGUUUUUGCUCCCCUGGCUCUUGCAGCUUAUCCUUGAGCCCACUGACCUUCUGUAUUUUUUUCACACUCAGAGGAGCCAUUCAGUGAUAAUUAAUGACCCUCUUGAGUGACACAUUAUUACUGCCACAUAGAGAGACAUCGCCUCCCAAUGUCAGGUUCACUCCCCAAGAGAAUCCCUGCAGAAGACCUGGCCCAUAUAUCCUGACGGCUGAAUUAAACCAUCCGCCAGUCCCCUGGUUGCACACCGAAAACUGCGGCAGCCUCAUACCUGCCUGGAGGAAACUCAGUCCAUGGUAGCUAACCGUGGUUGGCGAAGG